AUGCCUCUCCGCGCCAAAGUCACCAACCCGGCCUUUGGCUCAACCGCCAAGAUGUCCACCUCUCCCGAUCUCCCCAAAGAGCUGCCCGGCGACGAGCCCGAUGACGUUCUGUUCAAUUCCCUCUACGGAGUCCGAUUGAUCGAGCUCAACCGACCCAAGAAGCUCAAUUCUCUGAAUGGAUCGAUGGCUCGGAAGAUCCUCCCUCGACUGAAGGAAUGGGAGAAAUCUCAACUCGCCAAUGUGGUCAUGGUCUCCGGCGCUGGAUCCAAGGCGCUCUGCGCUGGAGGUGACGUUGCCGCUCUGGCCCUACAGAACGAACAAGGUCCCGAGGGCCAGCAAAAGUCCACCGAUUUCUUCGGCCUCGAAUACUGUCUCGACCACACCAUUGCGACCUACCCCAAACCCUUCAUCUCCGUUAUGGAUGGCAUCACCAUGGGCGGUGGUGUCGGACUCAGCGUGCACGCCCCCUUCCGCAUUGCGACGGAGCGCACCGUUUUCGCCAUGCCCGAGACGACCAUCGGCUUCUUCCCGGAUGUGGGCGGCUCGUUCUUCCUCCCUCGUCUCGAUGGUGAAGUCGGUACCUACUUGGCCCUUACCUCGGAGCGACUGACGGGCGUUCAGACCCUCUACGCCGGCAUCGCCACGCAUUACCUGCACUCGAGUGUCCUCAGCAACCUGACCUCCCGCCUGGCCGAGCUGGUUUUCAAGGACUCCGCAUCCCUCCCGGAGCGUCUCGACCUGGUCAACAAGACCAUGGCUGAGUUCUCCACAGGUCUUCCCUCUCUGCAGGAGGAGCCUAUGCUCCUGGCUGGCAGCCUCCGCAGCGCCAUUGACCGCUGCUUCAAGUUCAACACCGUGGAGGAGAUCCUGGAGGCGUUGGAGAAGGAAACCGAGCACAAGGAAUGGGCGCAGAAGACGCUGCAGACGCUCUCCAUCCGCUCGCCCACCUCGCUGCGCGUGGCCCUGCGCCAGAUGCGCGUCGGCAAGAAGUGGUCCAUCUCCGAGACCUUCCAGCGCGAGCACCACAUCGCCGCCAAGUUCAUGCAGCACCCCGACUUCGUCGAGGGCGUCAAGGCCCGUCUGAUGUCCAAACCCGCGCGCCAGGCCUCGUGGCAGCCCGCCACUCUGCAAGAAGUUACGAACGCCGAUGUCGAUGCUUUCUUCCAGAUCCCCCAGGGCGAGACUCGUCUGCCGCUUCUGAGCGAGACCGACUACGACAACUACCCGCAUGCGCACUACGCUCUCCCCAGCGAGGCGGAGAUCGAGAAGGUUGUGCGCGGUAACACGCAGGCCCAGGACAAGGUCGUCAGUGAGUUUGUCCAGAAGUGGGGUAACAAGGAGGGUGUCCGCGAGAAGGUGGCUGAGGUGUUGGCUCGUCGGACUGUGAGAACCCCCGAGGGCCUGCAAUGGGUGGAGUGA
Molecule: messenger RNA, 1419 nt
Organism: Aspergillus terreus NIH2624
Lineage: Eukaryota; Fungi; Ascomycota; Eurotiomycetes; Eurotiales; Aspergillaceae
Product: mitochondrial 37S ribosomal protein mS47
Exons: 3
Coding region: 1-1419 (472 amino acids)
Biological process (GO): L-valine catabolic process
Cellular component (GO): mitochondrion
Molecular function (GO): 3-hydroxyisobutyryl-CoA hydrolase activity
Source: RefSeq, a predicted model, not a curated record